Molecule: messenger RNA, 4017 nt
Organism: Dictyostelium discoideum AX4
Lineage: Eukaryota; Evosea; Eumycetozoa; Dictyosteliales; Dictyosteliaceae
Gene: pgtB
Exons: 2
Coding region: 1-4017 (1338 amino acids)
Molecular function (GO): glycosyltransferase activity
Source: RefSeq, a predicted model, not a curated record
AUGACAUUAAUAUCAAUAAUAAAAAAAAAUUUAAUUGGUGUGAUAAUAAUACUUGCAAUUGGACUACAUAUAACAUUAAUAUAUAAAUAUUCAACAUUCAGUUUUAUAAAUAAUAAAAAUAAUAGGAAUAAUUUACCACCACAACAUCAACAACCUUCAAAUAUUCAACAUAAUAUUCAACAUGAUAUUCAUCAAAAACCACAUUAUUCAAAUAAACAAUCACAAAAAACUCAACAACAAAAUGAAUCACCAUUAGAAGGUCAAAAAUUUAUUUAUUCAAAACAAAAGGAAAAGAUUUUAAAAUAUAUCGAUUAUAAACAAUUUGGUUUAUUUAAUGGUGGUGGAGGUGUUAUAGUUAAUUCAAAGCCAUCAAAUACAAAUGAUAAUGGUGGUAUUUAUAAGGAUUUAAAUUUAAAUGAAUUGGAUGAAAUUUCAUCUUGGAGUCCAAAUACUAUUGUUGAUUUUAAUAAGAGACAUGGUGAUGAUUCAUUACCUUCAAUAUGUUCAGAGAUUGAUUUUCAAGAGAUUAAAACUUGUGAAGGAUCAAAUUAUUAUCGAGCAAUGGUAACACCAACACCAGUAUUAGAUGAGAAUUCAAUGAAUUAUACUUUGAAACCAAAUUCACAAUAUAGAGCAAAGUUUAACUAUUACCCAAGAGAAUUCUCCAAACAACCUUUAAUUACAAUUUUAACAGCAUUUUAUAAUAUUGAGCCCGAUAUAUUUGAAGAAUCGGCUGCAACUGUUUUUGGCCAAUCACUUCAAAAUUUCGAAUGGGUAAUUGUAAAUGAUUGUUCACCAAAUCAAACAUUGGUUGAUUUAUCACUUGGAAAGUAUAGAGAAUUGGCAAAGAUUGAUCCAAGAAUUGUUAUUAUAGAUUUAAAAAAGAAUGUUCGUUUACCUGGUGCAAGAAAUGCUGGUGUUAAAGUUGCACGUGGUAAAUAUAUUGUUUCAUUGGAUCCUGAUGAUAUGUUUGAAAAUACCUAUUUGGAAAAAGCAGUUUGGUUCUUAGAAACCCAUAAAGAAUAUACACUUUGUAAUGCUUGGACUGUUGGUUUUGCAAAUAAAUCUUAUGUUUGGAAAAAUGGUUAUCAUAAUGGUGAUAGAAAUUUAAAAGAAAAUCAAAUUACUGUUGCUUCAGUAAUGAGAACUCAAGCAUUAAGAGAUGUUGGUGGAUUUGAUAGUAAAUUAAUUCAUGGUAUGGAAGAUUGGGAUCUUUGGAUAAGAAUGGCUGAUAAUGGUCAUUGGGGACAUACAUUAGAAGAAUUUCAUUUUUGGUAUCGUGUUAGUCCACCAGGUAAAUGGGACGCAAUUGAUAAUUUAGCAAAGUUUAAUGCAUUUUUAGAGAAUCAACAAGUAAAAUAUAAAAAUGCCUAUGGUAAAGGUGUUCCAAAAUUAUCAAGACCUCCACAAGAAAAGAUGGAAGCAGUGGAUGAUUUAAUUCCAUUUGAAAAUAAUUUAAAGAAAUGUAGACCACGUGUACUUUUAUUAAUACCAUACAUGGAAGUUGGUGGUGCUGAUCAAUUCAAUUAUAAUUUUGCUCAAGGAAUGGUUUUAGAUGGUUGGGAAGUUAGUAUUGCUACAACCAAAACCUCUGAUAAUAAAUGGUUCCCACAAUUUGCAAGAGUUACUCCAGAUAUAUUUAUAAUGCCAAGAUUCUCUAAAAAUACUGAUCAAUGUAGAUUCCUUGCAUAUUAUAUUAAAUCAAGACAAUUUGAUGUGGUUUAUGUUAGUAAUUCAGAACAAGCCUAUCAUUAUCUCUCUUAUUUAAGAGCAAAUGCACCUGGUCCUGCCUAUAUAGAUUAUACUCAUUCAGAGACUCCAAAAUGGAAAGAUGGAGGUUAUGCACGUUAUAGUUUUGGUUCAGAGAAAUUAUUGGAUAGAUCAAUUUUUGCAUCGGAACAUCUUCGUCAAUAUUGUAUAAGAAGAGGUCAUAAUGCAAAUAAAACAGCAACUGUUUUAAUUGGUAUCGAUAGUGAUAAAUAUGUACCAAAACCAGAGAAUAGAGCAAUUAUUCGUAAAGAGUUGGGCUUUCCCGAUAAUGUUUUGGUAAUUGUAUUUGUUGCACGUUUAGAAUCUGAAAAACAACCAGAAGUAUUUGCAGAAGUUUUAAGAAGAGUUGAUGAAAUGGGUUAUGAUUUUAGAGCGAUUUCAAUUGGUGGUGGUUUAUUAUUUAAUGAUUUAAAUGAAACUAUUUCAAAGAGUGGAUUAUCAGAAAAGGUUAGAUUACUUGGUAAUAUUCCAAACUCUCAAGUAUCAAAAUAUGUAUCUGGUUCGGAUGUUUUCUUCCUCCCAUCAAAAGUUGAAGGUAUUUCAUUGGCAAUCUAUGAAGCUAUGUCUCAACAAGUUUGUGCAGUAUCAGCAAAAGUUGGUGGUCAAGCUGAAUUGGUAACUCCAGAUGUUGGGUUUUUAGUUGUACCUGGUACACCAACUGAAGUUGAUGAAUAUACAGAGAUCAUUGCAGAUUUGGCAAGUAAUCUUACAUUGGCAUCUGAGUUGGGUAAGAAAUCAUUGGAAAAAAUAUUGAAUGGUUUCUCUGUAAAGGAUACACUUCAUAGAAUGAAAGAAGAAUUUUGUAACUCUGCCAUUGUAACACGUUAUACUACUCCAAUGUUUACCAAUAAAUUAUUUUCAAAACUUUCAAAUGAACAAGCAGUCUUGGGUCAUGAAUAUGAAAGAGCAAUCGAUGAACUUUUACCAAUGUGGAAUCAACUUACAUCUUUAACAAAACAAUUAGCACCACCACCAACUUUAACCGAAAAAGAAAUUAAACGUAAACCAUCACCCUAUCCAUUACAUAAACCAGAGGAAGUUUUAGAUUCAAUCAAUAUAACAGGUUUAAGAGUUGUAGAGAAUAUAAUGAUUGAAAAGAAAAAAGUUGAUAGAAAAAUGAAAAUUAUACUUAAAGAUUUUCAAGAACAAUUCAUUAGAAGAAAUCCAAAAUUUGCUGAUAAACAAUUGGUCCCAAAUGAAUUCCUUCAUCAAUAUAAUCAUGGUGUUGAUAAUUGGGAUGAUGAAUUACCUUAUCCAUAUCAACAACAAGAAUAUGUUGCAUAUAUUCCAAAUGCAUUUGUUGGUACAGGUGAAUCUGCAACCAUUUUCGAUUGGGAUAGAGUUUUUCUUUUAAAUUAUUCACCAACUCAACAAGAAACCUUUACAAUGCCAUUAGAAGAAUCAAGAAUUUGUCAUGUUGAAAAAACAAAAAAAAUGGUUACCCUUUUACAAAAACAAUUCUCUUUUGAAAAUUUUAUAAUAGAUCAACUUCCAAAAUUAUCAUUAGUACUUGAAGAAUUAGAACUUGAUCCAGAAAUUAAAAUACUUGUACCAUUUACAGAUUUUGCUAAAACCAUUAUGGUUGAUACAUUAAAGUUCUCACCAGAUAGAAUCAUUUAUUUUAAACCAGGAUCUGGUUGGGAUCCAUGUGUUGUUUUCUUUGCAAAUACUUUAUUACUUCCAACACCAAUACCACCUGGUCAACCACCAAGAGAAAUGAUUUCAAAACUUCGUGAUUACUUUUAUCAAAAGAACGAUAUAGAUAUUGUUGCUCCUAUUAAUAGAAAUGUUAUAAUGUAUGCCUCAAGAAAAUCAACAUUAUCUCCAUUGAGAAAAGUUUCAAAUGAACAAAAAGUUAUUGAAACCAUUAAAAACAUUUUACAAUCUCAAGGUGAAGGAAAAUAUGAAUUCAUCGAAUGGGAUGGUUUGGAAACUAUUACACCAGAGUUGGUUCAAUUAUCCAGUCGUGUUAAAAUUUUAAUUGGUAUGACAGGAGCAAAUUUAUUACCAAUGGUAGUUUGUCAACCAAAUACAAUCGUUGUAGAAUUUAUGCAUGAAAAUCCUUGGUUAUCAUUUUGGAGUACAUCUGAAUCAUUACAACAUGAAAAUUGGAUGAUUCCAAUUAAAGCAACAUCCCAUGAUUCUUUAGAAAUUCAAGUACCAAUUGAUCAAUUAACAAAUACUUUAAAUCAAAUUUUUAAUCCUCAACAACAACAACAACAAUCUUCUUCGUCUAAUUCCAAAUAA